Molecule: messenger RNA, 2656 nt
Organism: Vespa velutina
Lineage: Eukaryota; Metazoa; Arthropoda; Insecta; Hymenoptera; Vespidae
Product: DNA replication licensing factor Mcm5-like
Exons: 3
Coding region: 1998-2438 (146 amino acids)
Biological process (GO): double-strand break repair via break-induced replication; DNA replication initiation
Cellular component (GO): MCM complex; nucleus
Molecular function (GO): single-stranded DNA helicase activity; single-stranded DNA binding; ATP binding
Source: RefSeq, a predicted model, not a curated record
AUUCGAUAAAAGACAAUUUCACUCCAUUGUAAUAGUUUGAAGUGAAAAGGCCGUUUCAUAUUUUUGUAAACAUUUAAAAAGCAUAAUUGGAAUGUCGGUCCAACUUUAAUAUUCAUUAACUCCAGAAUUAUUAGUAUAGCCUGUGCACCUUCGUUAAAUGCUAUUGUAAACAAAGCUAUUUAAACAAUAAUGGAAUCAUUGAAAUUUGAUUUCGGUGAUAUUUGCCACAUUAAUGAAUUGAAACAUUCAUUAUUAUUUCGGAUGAAUCCCCCAGCAUAUCUUUGCAAUAAUUUUGGAUCCAAAAGAUCUUCGUAUAUCGGAAAUAAAUUUAUAGCAACAUCUUCGGGAAGUGGUGGUUUAUCGAUAAACGAUUCCAAGGUAUUAGUUGAUACAGUAUGUUGAAAUUUACACCAGGAGUCAGCAUCUUCAGGGCAGAGAAAAUGUCGUGAAUGUUUUAAUAAUGACGUUUUAUGGCAAAAAAUUUACCAAAUCCCAUUAUACAUGUCAUCAAUAUCGUUGGAGUUAUAUCGUAUUGCUAAUCCAAUAUAAUUGAUCAGUUUAGUAAUUACUUUACCCUUUAAUCGGCUUUUCUCCCCCAAGCUAUUAUUAUUUCUCUUGAAAGCCUUGAGUCGAUUACCCAUUUUUUUUUACACAUUCUUUGAUGCAUUCUUUUAUUUGCAAACGGGAUAUCCCCAUAAGGCUUUGCAUCGUAAAUACUUUUAUAUGUUUUAGUAUCGCCAUCAUCAAUAUAAUUUACAUAUUUUAUUUUAUGCAGUGAUUCUGAUAUUAAAAACAUUUCUUUCAUCCCAUCGAACUCUAUUUUAUCUGAUGAAUUUUCAUGGUUAAUUAAACAUACUUUUGAAUGCGUCUGCAGUUAUUCAUCGUAUUCAUAUAAUUCAUAUAUUCAUAUAUCUUUCAUAUAAUUCAUUUGUGCGCAGGAUCUAUAAAAGCUACACUUCAUAAUGACACCUACAAUUUUGCCAGUAUGAAAACCAAUUAGGGACAAAAUGCCAAUAAGAAUUUGAAUUCUUUCUUUUUUCAGCUUCCAUUCCCCUACAUUGUGAUUCGAGAAACAUCAUUUGAUGUUGACAAAAUUUUAUAAUUUUCUUCUACUUCUUCUUUUGCAGCCUUGAUGAGAACAAUAUCAUUAACAGUUUUUACUGCAUUCUUGAUCUGUUUCACAUACAAUCAUAAAAACUAUGAAAUUUUGGUCGCGGUAAAUCCAUGAACGUACAAAAUUUUUCUGUACCACAUAGCCCAACACAAAUGAGUUUUAUGGCUAAUUUUCAUAUGUAUUGUUUAUAAGGGGGCAUAAAUCAAUCGACACAGGAUCACAUUUUUCGCAAUUCAUCGCAAGUUUAAAACCUAAUUCUCAAACACUACGUUCAGUAAAAUUUAUAUUACCGCCACAAUUUUUAUAAUCACGAAAUACAGUAAAAAUAGAAAAGAAGUUCAAAAUUUUAUAAUUUGUAUUUAAAUUAACGUCAAUCAGUACCAUUUGAUAUUUUUCUUUUCAAAACAUUUAUACGCCGUUUGGAACUUUAACCAUUUUCAAUCUCAAAUUUAUUACGAAGUUGAUUAAAUUUUUUUCCGUUUCGUGUAGCUCUUAUUCUAAUGCCUCUAAUUACUUUUUCAACAUUAAUAAUUAACGGUGCAGAAUCGUAUAUACAAGAAGCAACUUGAAGGACAACUGUACAAGGACCAAGGUCUAGAAUUUUAUACAGAGUCAAUAUAUUGUAAAGUAGAGAAAAACCAGAAAUUUCUAAUAAAAGAUAUUUUACAAUAGAUUAAAGAAUAAUUAUAAUAUAAUGUAUCAUCUAUUGUGAAAUACGCAUAUAAUGAAUGUAUCAUCUAUUGUGAAUUAGCAAGGACCUAAGAGUCUCAGCGGGGCGUCUGGCGGGAACGUUGCGCUACCUGCUCUCACUGAAGUAACUGUAACUCAUGAUCUUCCUCCUUAACAAAUAGCAAGAAAAAAACUGAAGAAUCAUUAUGUAAGAAUGCGUGCUAGUACGAGAGAGCAUGAAAAAGGAAGUGAAAAACGAUUAUCCAUACCCAUCACUGUCCGUCAAUUAGAAGCUGUUAUAAGAAUUUCUGAAGCUUUGGCAAAAAUGCAACUUCAAUCUUUCGCUACUGAAAUUCAUGUUAAUGAAGCUCUCAGACUAUUUCAAGUUUCUACAUUAGAUGCUGCUAUGUCUGGUUCAUUAGCUGGUGCAGAAGGAUUCACUUCAGAAGAAGAUCAUGAGAUAUUGUCUCGCAUAGAAAAACAAUUAAAAAAUAGAUUCCCUAUUGGAAAUCAAGUCUCAGAACAAAACAUUGUUAAUGACUUUCUUAAACAAAAAUAUCCAGAACGUGCUAUUUACAAAGUUAUACACACAAUGAUUCGUCGUGGAGAGCUUCAACAUCGGAUGCAACGAAAAAUGUUGUACAGGUUAUAUUAAAAUAUAAGAAAAGCUUUCAUUGUAUAAUUAUUUUUGUGCAUUUUGUUCAGUUCUCCAUACAAUAUACUGCUUUAUUUUUUAUAUAUAAUUCUGUAUUUUUAAAUUAUGUAACAAGAGCAAAUCUCUUGCUCAUGGUGUCAAUUCAUUUUUAAAUGGAUAAAGUGGGUGCUUUUCAACCCUAAAAUAAAGAUAAGAUUGAAGAUAUAUGAAAAAAAAUA